AUGGUGGGGAGAAAUUAUUCAAGUCUUGACGUUUCGUUCCUCCACUUGUCGAAGAUCUCAAAAUUGUUGUCGCAAUGGGUCGUCUUGUCCCCACUCAGUGUCAUCCCCGUGUUUUCAGAAGCCGCAACAAAAGCAGUGUUCAUGUUAUAUCCCGACUUCGCGGAUAUCCGGAAAAGCGUGACGGUCCGAAUUGUCGAUUACACAACACACACACAAAUUCGCGAUCUUCGCCAUAGUAACAUCAACACGUUAAUUCGAGUGAUUGGGAUAGUUACUCGAGUCACGCCGAUCUAUCCACAACUCAUUGCUGUGAAAUACAUCUGCGCGGUAUGUCAGGCACGGCUCGGCCCAUAUUAUGUGAACAAAGAGAUGAAUAAAGUCCCCCAACUUCAAGUUUGCACGACAUGUCAAUCGAAAGGGCCUUUUUCUAUUGACGUUCAAAACACCGUUUAUCGCAAUUAUCAGAAGAUAACUGUCCAAGAACCUCCAUCCUCAGUGUCUGCAGGAAAUGUCCCUCGGACAAAAGAUGUCAUCUUGUUGGGGGAUUUAAUCGACAAGGCGCAACCUGGCGAAGAAAUAGAUGUGACGGGGAUAUACAUUCAUAACUAUGAAACAGGGCUAAACAGAGGAUUUGGGUUUCCAGUCUUUUAUACUGUUAUUGAAGCUAAUAUGAUCGAGAAGAUGUCUGGAGACGUCAUCUCAACGACUAUCACACACGAGGAGGAACAAGAGAUCAGAAGGUUAUCUGCACAACCGAACGUCUUUCAUCUCAUUAUCAAUUCAAUUGCACCUUCGAUUUAUGGCCACGACGCUUCUAAGGCGGCGAUUGCUCUUGCUCUAUUUGGAGGAGAACCAAAACUACUCAAAGAAAAGGGGAACCACCGCACUAGAGGAGAUAUUAAUGUGCUGCUCUUGGGCGACCCCGGGACGGCUAAAUCUCAAUUAUUGAAGUAUUCACAGAAGUUGGCGCCAAGGGCCGUGUUUACGACGGGGAGAGGAAGUACUGCGGUCGGACUCACAGCGGCUGUGAAGAAGGACGUUGGUGGGGAGUGGGCACUCGAGGGGGGUGCACUGGUAUUAGCAGAUGAAGGCGUCUGUUUAAUAGAUGAGUUUGAUAAGAUGAGUGAUGAAGAUCGGACGUCUAUUCAUGAGGCGAUGGAACAACAAUCAAUCUCGAUCUCAAAAGCGGGAAUAGUGACAACUUUGAAGGCAAGAUGCUCUGUGAUUGCAGCGGCGAAUCCAAAAGGUGGGAAAUAUAAUCCAUCGAAAAAUUUGCAAGAAAACGUCAAUUUGACGGAACCAAUCAUCUCGAGAUUUGAUUUGGUGAUGAUUGUGAGAGAUACGGUGGAAUAUACCAGAGAUUUGGCAUUGGCAAAGUUCGUUGUGGCUUCUCAUUUUCUCAAUCACCCCAAUCACAACGAAGAGAGCGACUUGGGCGGAAUGAAAGAAAAUUUGGGGGACGAAAAAGAAGAGAAUGAACAAGUCAUAGAAGAGAAGAGCAAAGAGGAGAAAAACACCACCGUACUUGGAAAAGACUACGUCAUCCCUCACACACUCAUGAAGAAGUAUAUAGCCUACGCAAGACAAAACUGCCACCCAAAGUGGACGUCCAGCGCAGGACAGGAACAAAUCAUCGAAGUGUAUAAUGCAAUGAGAAGUACAUGCUCUGGGUUCGGUGGGUCACAGGUCACCGCAAGACAGAUUGAAGCAAUAACCAGACUUGCUGAGGCGCACGCAAAGUUACACUUAAAAUCUGUUAUCAAUUUUGAAGAUAUUAAAAUGGCCCUCAAAGUUUCUUUGAAGUCGUUUAUUUCGUGUCAGCGGACGGAACAAGCCAGAAAGCUUCAGGCUAAAUUCCAAAACUACUUAAAUUGA
Messenger RNA from Entamoeba invadens IP1, 1875 nucleotides. RefSeq names its product DNA replication licensing factor MCM2, putative. The transcript is spliced from 2 exons. Bases 1 to 1875 code for a protein of 624 amino acids. The record is from RefSeq and is a predicted model, not a curated record. Gene Ontology annotation, cellular component: MCM complex; nucleus. NCBI's taxonomy places the organism in Eukaryota, Evosea, Mastigamoebida, Endamoebidae. Gene Ontology annotation, molecular function: ATP hydrolysis activity; 3'-5' DNA helicase activity; ATP binding. Gene Ontology annotation, biological process: mitotic DNA replication initiation; DNA replication; double-strand break repair via break-induced replication.